This is a messenger RNA of Sebastes umbrosus (honeycomb rockfish), 4634 nucleotides long. RefSeq lists its product as uncharacterized. Bases 1228 to 2628 code for a protein of 466 amino acids. NCBI's taxonomy places the organism in Eukaryota, Metazoa, Chordata, Actinopteri, Perciformes, Sebastidae. The transcript is spliced from 5 exons. Gene Ontology annotation, biological process: protein ubiquitination; Notch signaling pathway. The record is from RefSeq and is a predicted model, not a curated record.
UAUACCCAUAAUAAUUAACCAUCAAACAAUAAAUCAAUAAAAAAGGCUAUAUUUUAUAAAGGUAUAUAUCCUAACAUUUUUUUGUCAGCAUUAUAGGUCUAUAUAGGGAAAUUUAUGAUGGUGAAAAGAUGGAAAUUAACAAAUUGUUAAAAGGGAUAUUUCACAUAUCAAUUAAUAUUGUUCAAACACAACUUGUCUAAUAUACUGUUCAAAAUAUAUACAGAACAUAAUAUAAGAAGGCCUAUAUAUAAACAGCAGAGAGGCAAAUUAACAGUUCUACAGCUUCAACUCUUGAUCCAACCAUCUGUCAUGUGUGUGACUGCUCUCCUCUCUCUGUCCGUACAUACUGUGCUGAGACCGGGAGACCGGGAGACCGACAGUCUGUACCGGCUGGACUGAAGCUGCUGGUGAAAAGUCUCCCCGGUGGCGGUGAGACAGCAACAGGACAGCAUCACCUCUCAAGAACCGACCAGAAGACCCAGCCAGCUCCCUGUAGUCUAUACUCUGCCAGCUGAGAGUCAAAAUGAAUGAAAAGAGAAGGCGCAGCGUUAAGUCAACAGGAUGUGUUUGGUAUAAAGCCCAGCUGCUGCUGCUGCUGCUGGUGGUGGUGGUGCGUCUGUCGGGACGGUCACAUGGUGGCCGGCAGCAGCGUCACACUGCUGUGGGUCUACUGAGUGUGGAGCUGCACUGACAUCUGCUGGACAAACACUGGUACUGCAACGUGAGCAGAGAUGCUGCCCUUUAGUGCUGCUCGGAAAUUUCACCUUUACAGUUAAGAGGCCAUGAUUUUCUUUCUCAACAUCUUGGAUGAUAACCAUUUAGGAUAGAUUACCAUGGCUGGGUGCUCAGAUUAAUGCAAUUUAGGCCCCUUAUGUCUCAUAUAGUCUUCUAACUUGUGUGUUGUUUUUUUAUGCCAAAUAAACGCCAAUAUUCCUGUAACAGCAGUGUGAUACUAGGCACAAAGUCAAACACAUUUCCAGUGGGGGUUGGCCUCCGCCAGGAUUUUCCCUUGUCACCGAUCCUGUUUGUGAUUUUCAUGGACAAGAUCUCAAGGUGCAGCCAAGGGGAGGAGAGUGUCCGGUUCAGGGACCUCAGAAUUGCAUCUCUGCUCUUUGCCGAUGAUGCGGUUCUGUUGGCUUCAUCGAACCGUGACCUGCAGCACGCACUGGGGCGAUUUGCAACCGAGUGUGAAGCGGUUGGGAUGAGAGGGUCACUGAAGGUCACGUGAUGAACCUGAAAGUGAAAGCAGCAACCAGCAGCCUCAGUUUCAGACUGUGUUGCUCAGAGAGACGACAACACGCUGCUGCCCCAGCUUUAGAGGAACUCUGCAGGAUGGAGUUCAUCACAGAUAUCACUGUCACCAUUGUUGAAGCGGAUUACAAAGACCUUCGAAAAUUAAAGAAGAUUCUUCAAUCUUACAGUCCUGAGAAAAAAGCUUUGAGUUACAGAGUGAAAGGAACCUACGAGGAGCUGGAGAAACUUUCAGUCCAACUGUCAGCAGCGAGGCAUCACUCCAGUCCUGUCACACACGGACCAACCAGUCAGCCAGAUGGACAUGCUUCACCUCGUGUCAAACCUGUGGAUGUGUCUGGGGUUUUUAUGGCCUACAUUGAGCAAACAUGUGCAAGAGAACUUAAGAAGAUUCUAGGGAACAGUUUUGCCAUUGAAACACAGCCUGACACAGCACACAAUAAACCCAGUGGGACGGUACGGGUGACUUUCAGACCACGCCAUGUCUCCUCCUACUCUGUUCGUGCUGACUUUGUCAGACAGCGAUUCAUCACAUUCUACCAGAGAGCCGCCUCCGACCUGCAGGUCAUAUCUGUCCCUCUGAGUUCACACGACCACAAAGACCUGCAGCAGAGAUUUCCACACCUCCUUUUCAAACCCAGCCUCAACAGACGUGAAGUGACGGUGACCGGGCCUUUUGUGCACAUUGCUAAAUUCAAAGAGUUCCUUUCACAAAAUACGCCAAGCUCAAGCAAGAGUCCAGUGAACAAAGGUCCAGCAGACACUCCCAGCAGCAGAACCUCGGGUCCGUCACCUACACGCAGCAAAGAUCCUGAAGAAGAAGAAUCAUGUGCGAUCUGUAUGGAGCCGAUAGUCACCUGGGAGAAAGAGACUCUGCGGUGCAAGCACUCAUUCUGCAAAAGCUGUCUGCAACAAGCUUUUAAAUACAAACCCGUAUGCCCGACGUGUGGAGCGUUAUACGGCGUUUUGACAGGGACACAACCUGAUGGAGGCGAAAUGAAAGUCACCCAAAUCCCUUCAUCUUUGCCUGGAUAUGACAAAUACGGAACAAUAAAGAUCCAUUAUUACAUUCCAAGUGGCAUCCAAAAGGAGGAGCAUCAGAACCCCGGUCAACCAUAUGAAGGUGCAUCCCGUACAGGCUACCUCCCAGACUCCUCAGAGGGCAGAAGCAUCGUGAAACUGCUGAAGCGAGCCUUCAAUCAGAGACUCGUCUUCACCGUUGGCCGGUCCACCACCAGUGGCAUGAACAAUAUGGUCACGUGGAACGAUAUUCACCACAAAACGUCAACACAUGGAGGACCAACUAACUAUGGGUACCCAGAUCCUGAUUAUCUCAGACGAGUGCGAGAUGAGCUGAAAGCCAAGGGAAUUGAAUGAGUCACUUUAAGGUUUGUCAACAAAUAAAUGUAGAGGCUAAGAUGACAUAUUCAAUUCCACACGCUAUGUACAAACAGAAACAGGGAAGGGAUUAUGGCACAGAGGACUACAAACCAGGAGGGACCAUUAAUGUCACUGUAAUGUUCUUUAAAUAAUGAUACAUACUCACAUUAGUCAAACAUAGCUUCAACUAGGGAUGGGACCAUGUAGAUUCCUAUUCAUUCCUAUUCAAUCAUGGUAAAGAGAUGAAAAAUAGAGCCUGUUUUAAAAAUACAGGAAUUAGCAUGUAAUAAAUAACAAACUCAUACGAUGUUACUGAUUUUUUGUAUCCUUUAUUGAUGCAUGGGGGGGGGGUUGAAUAUUGUUGUUUCUUAACAAAAUGUAAGGUAAUGUCAUUCCAGUAUAUUAAAGGGCCAUUUUAAGAGAUUUAAGCAUAUUUUGAUAAUUAUCUGGAUAAUAUCGGGAAUCGCAAUUAUUUUGGCCAGGGUAAUCAUGAUAUGACAUUUUCAUAUCGUGCCAUGCCUGGCUUCAACUGUCAUUUUUUUUAGUUGUCUUUUAUCAUUUGUUUAUUCCUCAUUCCUCGAAUAUUGUUUGUUGAUUUAUUUUGUUUUGUUUAUGUUUGAAAUAAUCUUGUGGGAAAACUGACAUGUGAAGGGUAAGUCAAUUCAUAUUGGUCUGUUAAAAGUUCUUUGAACUUGAAUGAUGUGUAAGCAGUCUAAUUUUGUGGCGAGGCAAAGAGCUCACUGGGCUAUCUUGUUAUAUAGUAUUUUGUAUUUUACAUAUCCAGUACCUUAUGUAUCCAAACUCAAUUCCUUGAUGCCUAUGAGAUCAUGAUUAUGUUAUUUAAUCACAUAGACACUCAACAAUUGAGCCUUCAGACUACACCAAAUACAUAAACAAGGUCUGUCCUAAGGCCUUUAUUAGUCUCUGAAAUACAGUAAAAUUCCAUUAAACUACUGUAUCUCUGAACUAUUUAUUUAACCAAAUCAUACACGUGAUAUUCUUUUGAUAACUAAUGUAAUAACUAAUGUCAUAUUUCUUCACUUCCAUUCACUGAGGCCCUAUUCAGACCUGGUAUUAACAUGCGUCCUGAGUGAUCCAAUCACAAGUGGACAGUUCUAAGUACAGGUGUGAAAGCACUCAAGACGCAUUGAGGACAGAUUGAGAUCCGAUCUCUCUGACGUCCCGCUGGGAUCAGCGGGGUCUCUGCGCUCCUCAGGUGAACAGACAGGCAGACGCGAGUGCUCGUCUGCCACGCAGCAUGGACGCGGCCUCUGUGCUCUACUGUAUCCUGUAGGUACAACUGUAUUUUAUUCAAAUAUAUCUUAUCUAUAGGCUACAUAUCUACAGACUAUCAGACUAGGCACGCAAAGUGCAUUGUUAUCAAUCUGUCGCAGAUGUGUCUGUGUUUCUAUUACGCUGGUCUGCACGGAGCUGACACACGCUCGCUCUCCUCCUCGGCUCUCUGGAGCUCUGUACUCCGCUGUUGCAGCGCGGAGGUCCUCUGGGACCGCCGGUACCUUUUAUUUUGAUGUUAAUAAAAUGGACCCAAAUUCACAUCACGAAUAUGUAGGAUAUUACUACUGACAUUCAUGUAAGUACAUGUACAUGUCUGCUGUAUUAGCCAUGUGUUUACUGCGUGUUUAUUUGCAUACAGAGCAGGGAAGUGAGAUCGGAUCACAAGUGGUCACUGGAGACGUAUGUGGAGACGCAUUUUAAUGCCAGGUUUAAAGGGGAUCUAAGAUGUACGAUAGACAGCCGAGUGUUGGCUGAAGGAGUUGAUGCAUGCUUGUGAAUUCAAUUCCCCGAUGUGUGUUCCUAGUUCGCUAUACAUCACUGCACUGGAACUGGAAAGUGAUAGACUAGACUGAGGAGGAACUUUGAAAUUGCAGUGUAACAUUUUUUUACUCACAGUUGCCACAUUGUCACUUCAGUGCACUGUAGAACUGUAUUCUGCAUGUCAAUUUAUAUGGCACAAAGGAUUAAACCUUUUAUUGCGUAAAAAA